UUGGGUUUGCCAAAGAAAACAGAAAACGUGCGGAAGUUUUGGUUCUCUAGCAGAAGUGAAGAAAUUUGAUAAAAUUUAUAGCUUCUCCGCUAAGUGCCAUCUUUGUUUAUGCAAUCUCUUUCAUCAGAUUGUUCUGUGCAUUUCGAUCGAUCCAAAAUGCGGCACGCAAAGUUCAUCGCACGUACCGUUCUGGUGCAGAAUAACAAUGUUGAAGAAGCAUGCCGAGUGCUGAACCGUAUUAUGGGUAAAGAAGAGAUUUUCGAUCAGUUCCGGCGUACUCGUUACUACGAAAAACCGUUCCAGACUCGACGACGCAUCAAUUUCGAACGCUGCAAAUCGAUUUACAACGAGGAUAUGAAUCGCAAAAUUCAAUUUGUCCUCCGAAAGAAUAGGGUGGAACCUUUCCCGGGAUGUAAUUAAUAGGAUUUUGUGUACGCAAAUAUAUUUGCUUUAGUUUGAUCA
This is a messenger RNA of Anopheles funestus (African malaria mosquito), 462 nucleotides long. It is a transcript of the gene mRpS21, whose product is annotated as 28S ribosomal protein S21, mitochondrial. Lineage: Eukaryota; Metazoa; Arthropoda; Insecta; Diptera; Culicidae. Gene Ontology annotation, cellular component: ribosome. Gene Ontology annotation, molecular function: structural constituent of ribosome. The record is from RefSeq and is a predicted model, not a curated record. Gene Ontology annotation, biological process: translation. The transcript has 3 exons. The coding region runs from base 109 to 420 and encodes 103 amino acids.